AUGUUUUGGUGGUUGGCUCAUUCGCAAUGGGGUAGGGCAGCUUCUGAGUACGGUUCCAUGGAUGUCCUGCAGAUUGCCCCUGUCAGUGCCACCGCAACCAACUCAAAAAGGAAGGAAAGGUGUCAAAUCAGAAUCCUCAGGAUGAGCCAGCUUCUAUGCCUCGUCACCAUCGACCGCUCCGGCCGAACAACGACAACCGGAUAUCCAACCACGAGAUCUGGUGAGUUCCACGUUGCGUGA
Penicillium concentricum is the source of this 240-nucleotide messenger RNA. RefSeq lists its product as uncharacterized. Bases 1 to 240 code for a protein of 79 amino acids. The transcript has a single exon. The record is from RefSeq and is a predicted model, not a curated record. Lineage: Eukaryota; Fungi; Ascomycota; Eurotiomycetes; Eurotiales; Aspergillaceae.